Messenger RNA from Mus caroli (Ryukyu mouse), 1812 nucleotides. RefSeq names its product G-patch domain containing 4 (gene Gpatch4). Gene Ontology annotation, cellular component: nucleolus. Lineage: Eukaryota; Metazoa; Chordata; Mammalia; Rodentia; Muridae. The record is from RefSeq and is a predicted model, not a curated record. Gene Ontology annotation, molecular function: nucleic acid binding.
GUUCACUUCCGGGAAGAUGGCUGCACCCAAGUCGGGUGUCGCACGUGCUUCCACGGAGAGGACUGUACACUGACGGAGGAAAAGGCGGCGGCUGGUCCUCUAGGCUGCUACAAACGGAUGGCUCUGGACAUCCCUGGAAACUGGCUGGAGAGGAGACAGCGUCUCAGUGUACUUGCAGCCUUCGCAGAUCAGGCUGCGUCUGCCCACGCCGGCCCAUUGCAAAUGGUGCCACGUUUUCCCUGGUGAGAACCUGAGGACAGACCCUGCCAUGAGUGUCACCCCAGAGGUCAAGAGCCGUGGGAUGAAGUUUGCUGAAGAGCAGCUGCUGAAGCAUGGAUGGACUCAAGGCAAGGGUCUGGGCCGGAGGGAGAAUGGCAUUACCCAGGCCCUCAAGGUGACACUGAAGCAAGAUACCCAUGGGGUGGGACACGACCCUGCCAAGGAAUUUACAGACCACUGGUGGAGUGAUCUCUUCAACAAGACUGCCGCCAGCUUGGUAGUGGACUCGGGGAAGGAUGGAGUGCAGAUAAGGCGUCUUUCCAAGGAGACCACCCAGCGCAGUCACCCCAAACCCAGCUUGCUGUAUCAGAAGUUUGUGAAGACAGCCACACUAACCUCAGGUGAGGAGAAGCCUGACAGAGACAUGGGGAGCUGCAGUGAUGUUGACAACCAUGAGCCCACGCCCCCAAAGAUUCUGACUGAUGAGAUGCUACUCAAAGCUUGUGAGGGGCGAACAGCACACAAGGCUGCCCGGAUUGGUAUCACCAUGAAGGCCAAGCUUGCUCGCCUGGAAGCCCAAGAGCAGGCCUUUCUGGCUCGGCUCAAAGGCUCAAAGGAUGUGGGCACCUCUCAACCACUGACUGACAGUGAGCCUUCCCAAAAAAAGAAAAAGAAGAGGAAGCAGAAAGAGGAGGAAGAGGCGGCAACAGCUGAAAAGAGUCUAGGUGAGGAGCUGCUGAAACACACUGACAAGAGCUUCAGGAAAAGCAAGAAGAAGAAAAAGAGGCAGAAAGCUGAGAGAGAGGGAACAGCUAUAGGAAGUGAGGAGGAAGAGGCUGCAGGAGAGAGUGGGCCCAGAGAACUGAGCACAGAGCAAUCUGAUCAGCCUUCCAGGAAAAAGAAGAAAAGGAGGAAGCAGUGCCAUGAAGAAGAGGGGGAGAUGGGAGUCUGUGAUGAAGGAGGUAGAGAUGUGACAGGCGGGCCAAAGGCAGUCAACAGUGGAGGAGACAAAGACCCCAGGAGAAGCAGCAAGAAGCGGCGGACGUGUGGGGAGGACUUAGAUACCCAAGAGGAAGAAGGGAAGGAUGACCUAACAAAAGGAGAGAGAAAGGUCAGAAGAAAAGACAAAAGGAAAAGGCAGCAGUGCUGUGAGGAGGACUUGGAUGUAAGCAGUAAAGACGAUGGUGGGACAUGGGAAGCAGAGGAUGCAGGUGAGAGAAGUCGGCCAUACCCAAAGGAGAGAGCCAAAAAGAAGAAGCGGAAGAGGGACCGAGGGUCUGAAGUGGAUCUCAGCUGACUCCUUUUCAGGGAUAGCCUGGUUUGGGGCAGGGUUUCUGCACACUCUGCAAACAGCUCUGGAGCCCCAGUCUGCAGAGGAGAGCCAAUGCAUUCUAUACUGGCUGAGGGGGUGGACAUGGGCUGUGAAACUUCCUGUCCAAGAAGUAUAAACCUGGUGCCUGGCAGCUCACCAGCUAGAGGAUGGUGGGAAGAGGAAUCAGGAUGGAGGAAUAUUUGGAGUGUCUCUUCUAAAAGUCUGAAAAUGUAGACUUACAUGAAAUGGCUUUGUUUUGUUUUUGAGACAGGGUUUCUCUA